Neurospora crassa OR74A is the source of this 3441-nucleotide messenger RNA. RefSeq names its product RRM domain-containing protein. The transcript is spliced from 3 exons. Gene Ontology annotation, molecular function: mRNA binding. Lineage: Eukaryota; Fungi; Ascomycota; Sordariomycetes; Sordariales; Sordariaceae. The record is from RefSeq and is a predicted model, not a curated record. Bases 1172 to 2311 code for a protein of 379 amino acids. Gene Ontology annotation, cellular component: mRNA cleavage and polyadenylation specificity factor complex. Gene Ontology annotation, biological process: mRNA alternative polyadenylation.
CCAUCUUCUUCCCAUUCCCCUUCCAACACCGAACCUUUCUCUUCCAUUCAAUCCGACAACAACAACAACAACAACAGGCGACCAAUUCGAGUCCACCCAGCAUCGGAAAGCUCCAAAGCAACCUCUAGCGUAGGUUGGUUCGACUCGCUCUGCCCACCAGUGGAUUCAAGAUCUGUCCAUCGGCACAAGAGUACGAUCACGGUCUCGGCCCUACUCCCAAGGCCUGUUUGCUCCGUAGAGACGCAGGCGACCGACGUGGGGAGAAACCGAAGCCAGUCGAUCACUUCCUUUGGCUCGACCUCGCCCCAAUCGACUACCUUUGCCAACCCGUCUGGCUCCCUCAGCAUAUUCGUUCGACUGCCCUCUCUCGUCCAGCACCGACGAGAACCCAAGUCUAGUUAUCAGACAGACGUUUCUUUGCCAUUAACUCAGUUACAGAUCUCCAUUGCCAUCCAUCCAGCUGUCUACCCUUCCUCUGGUCUCCUUGCCUCCAGCCGACCAGCACAUUACGAAUAGGACCAGAGCAAGGUACUGCGAGUUGUCGCGUCCCAUAGCGUUGCGCGAGUCAAGCACGGAAGGCGUCUCUGGGGAACUGUCAUAAUCUGAAGGAGGAAAGUUGAGAUCUGCUCGGAAUACAAGAAGAGAAAAGGAAGAAAAAAAAAGAAGCAAAAGAACAACGCAAGACUGCAAGCACAGAGCUUCCGUCUUAACAAACAAUCUCUUUUACCGAGGCCAUCCUCUCCUGUCUUCUGAAACUUUACCAGCUUCCGGCGUCAUUGGGGAUCGGAAUGUACGUACUCGCAAACUCUACCUUUUCUGUCUUUCCUUCCUCUCCCUAUCUUAUUUCCUUGGUUGUUGUUAUUGCGUUCUUCAUCAUGGCCGCUUUCCCUUUCCGUAACGCGUUCGUUAUUGCGUAUCGUCGUCUUUGCCUUUCUCCAACGCUUGGCCAGAAAUCGCAUGGGUAUCGGCUAUAUCACUCUUCUUUCAGAUCCCUAUCUUGUCAGCUACUGAUUCGGGGUUCUCGCAUUACAGACAAUCUUGUACUUCUGAUCAAUAGCCAGGUUCUUAAUUCAGACUUGCUUUCCAGAGAGAUAGCACAUACUCGUUGACCUGAACACUCAGGCAUCCGCGUCUCACAACCUAGCCACUUGCCUGUCAAGGAUCAGUCACAAUGGCCGAGGAGGAGUUUGAGAUCGACGUCUAUGCCGAUGCUGGCAAUGACCAGUCUGGCGAGCAGCAGGGUGACGGUGAUCACCACGCCUACGAUGACAAUGGCGACCAUGCCGAGAAUGGUGACGGACAGCACCACGACUAUCACGAGGACCAUAAUGGAGAGGAUUCCGGCGCAAAUGAUAACCAGGACCAAACAUCACAGAAUCAAGCGCCCCAGCAGCGACAGCAAGGCGUGAAGCGUAAGGAUGCCCCUGGUUCCGAUGAGCGACCCGUCGAUCCGGGCGCUACUACUGCCCUUACGAUCUCGGAUCUCCACUGGUGGACCACGGACGACGACAUCCGCGGCUGGGUGCGCCAGGCGAACUGCGAGUCUGAGCUGAAGGAUAUUACAUUUAGUGAACACAAGGUCAACGGCAAGAGCAAGGGUCAAGCCUACGUUGAAUUCACUUCCCAGCAAGCCGCAAGCGCAACUAAGCAUGUGAUUGAUAACUUGUCCAGCGAGGUCGGCCAGCAACCUGGCCAGAAACGCCACGCCGUGAUUUACUCCAGCCCGAUUAUCAACCCCUUCCGCACGCUUCCCAAGGACACCCCUAACCGUGCUGUCAAGGAGAUCCGUGAUCGUGCUCCCAACGGGCCCAACAACUUCGACAACCGCGGUCAGAGCAACUUCAUCCCGAACAACAACUUUAGCGGUGGGUUCCGUGGUGGUCGUGGCGGUUUCAACGGACCUCGUGGCGGUAUGAAUCCGAACUUCAACCGCAACUUCCAGGGCAACAACAUGGCUUUCAACAACAACAAUGCCGGCUUCAACAACCCCAUGGCCGGCACUGGCUAUGGUGGCGGCUUUGGCGGAGGUGGGUACCAGCGCGGCGGCAUGAUGGGCAGCAACAUGCGUGGCGGCCCUAACAUGCGCGGUCGCGGCGGAAUGAACAACAACAUGAUGGGAGGCAUGCCUAUGCCCAUGCACGGCAUGAACCCCAUGGCUGGUGGUAUGAACCCAGGUAUGGGUAUGAUGAACCCAGGUAUGGGAGGCUUUCCAGGAAUGCAGCCCUUCAAUGCAGGCUUCUUCAACGCCGGUGGCCAAUCGGAAGGCUGGGGACAGAACGCGCAUCCGGCCAAGCGCCCUCGCCAGGAGUAGAGCAACCAGCAGGGCAACCGUGGCUUUAAGACGGAAAACAUGCGCUUCUAGGAAAUAUGCGCUUCUAGGAAGGAGACGACGCCGAGUUUGCGGACUUUGAAAGUCGACCGACAACUGUCAAGUAUGAACAUUACUGGGCAACACACCUCAUGGGUUUCGAUCAAGUAGUCGUCGACGAAUAACGAAUCCCGGCUAAUAGCAGGCUCAACAAGGACCUCCUUUUCACCUUGGUUCGGUUCGUAUAUGCUGUCCUUUUCUAUCUCGAUACCGUUCGAAAGAAUUGAUAUGGAAAAGGUCAAUAUUGCCCCAGAUUGGUUUCAGCAUGGCACUUUCCCAACGCACAUAUGUCUGUAGCUGUGUUUUAUGUUUGGUACAGCGAUGACUUCAGGAGGAUGUCAGCGUGGGGUCUUAUGGUUCCAUUUCUAUCACAUAGCGUUCAGCAUCCGGACCCCCGACUUGUCAUGCACUUGCUACUAUGAGUGCCUCCAAUGGCGAUACAAAGACUGGCGGAAUCGACUAAAAUGGACCAGCGUUACUGUCUUCGGCUGAAGCAUCCCGGAGAGCACGACAAAACUCCGAGUUUUGGAGGAGGACAUCUGGUCACGACCCAGAACGGCCGUUAGACUGGAGGACCGACCAUGAACCACCCAUGGACACCUUCGUCAACUAGACUACUCGGCCGUUUUCAGAUUACUAGAUGCAACUCGAGCGACCAAGGGUGGUUCUUGCUUACCCGGUCAGUUGAUCACAAACUUUCGAUAUGGUCCUCCCUUGGGUUUACUACUACUUUCCAGACUUUUUCCUCUUGAUUCUGUUGGACGCUGGUUUUCCUUCUUUCCUUGUCUUUUUUUUUUUCUCUUUUUUUUUUCUUCUUUUUUUUUUUCUCUUUUCUUUUCUUUCGGUAUGGAAGGGUACGGAUCACUUUGCUUUACUCUCAGUUCGCGGGAAAUGAAGGAGGGAAAAUUCGUCCAUGGCAAUAGAGUCUCCGGAAACGGCGAAAUUAACAACCAGGCUGGCUCGCUGCGAGGGACCAUAAAUGAGUAGCAAAGGGUUGCGUUUAGUCGUCGAGCAGAGAAUCUUGAACAAUUGAGCUUCAUGGGAUGGCGUUCUUCGAAAAAGUUCUUGUGGCG